GAAACCAGCAACAAAGUGUGUUUCAUUUCUGGAGAGAGGGAGGAGGCAGAGGAAAAACCAUAACACGCUCUGGAUGCUUUGUUUCCCAUUUCUGCUGCACAUCAUUCUGGGACUUAAAUAUUUAAGGAUUUAAAACUGAGAUUUCAAAUAUUGGCAUUUUAACCCAGAGCUAAGAAGAAGAGGAGGGACCCAGAAUGGAUCUUGAAGAUGAUCAACAACAGCCGAAGAUCAGGGUUAAUUUAGCAACAAAGUAUCCUGAAGUAGUUUUGUGUGUUGGAAAAAUAUGUUUUGGUGAAAAAGCAAGAAAAAAGAUACCAAAAAAUUCAAAACAAGAUCAAAAAUACACCCUUGCCUGUGCAGUGUGUGCCUUGCUGAACUCUGGAGGAGGUGUCAUAAAAGUAGAGAUUGAAAAUGAAAACUACAAUUUAGAGAGAGAUACAAUCGGAUUAGAUCUAGAAGAGACUUUUCGGUCUCUUCUUUUGUUUCCAGACUGGAGAAAAUACCUGGACUUUGAACAGCGAGAUAAUUACCUUUUCAUUUUUAUUAAAACCUGGAGCAGUGAAAAUUCAUCCUUAACCUCUGCAAGUGGAAAGCCACGUAUCUGUAGCCUGAGUACUGGGCUGCACGCAAAAUGUGGUGCAUCUCUUUCCCACAUGAACUCCACGGAAGCUGUUUUAUUCCUAAAAGGAAAGCAAGAUGAAGCCAGGAGAGAGCUUAGCCUGGGACCACCUGGUAAAAUCAGGAGGAUGGUGGCUAUUAAGGGAAACAUAGGUAUUAUAAAUAACACUGUUGCUGAGUUGUUUAAUAGGGACCAACUGCGACAGGGAGAGACAUUGACUUUCACAGAGUCAGGAGAUGUGGAAUUUAAGCACUAUUCAACUGAAAACUUUUUUACUCGUGUCAAAGAGAUGUUACCUCAAUAUAUUGCUGGAUUUGCAAACACAGCCGGCGGGUAUUUAUGGAUCGGUGUGAGUGAUGGCGGCAGAGUGGAGGGAUUCAGCAGUAAUGACGAGGACCUUGACAGAUUAAGUUUCGUAAUCAAUUCCAUUAAAAAAAAAUUAACCCCCUUCCAUUUCUGCGAGAAUGGAGAUAUGCACAACAUAAGUUAUGAACACAAAAUCUUGAAAGUAUACAGCGAGGCUGGAGAUCACUGUGGUUACGUCUGCGCUAUAAAGAUUCAGCCAUUUACUUGUGUUGUGUUUUCUGAAGACCCGGACUCGUGGCUAGUGGAAGGCAGCACCAUCAGGAGACUGAGAGCAGACGAGUGGGCUGAGUGGAUGACCGCUGCUGAUCCAGAUCUUUCAAAGUUUUCUGAAACCUUUAGGCUAGAGCUGAGUCUGACAGAGGGGUCACCUCUUACCAAGCCUGUUUAUUCACACAAGGGCCUUGACAAUGUUGAUUAUCUUUGUGAGCAGCUGUUUCCAGUGAAAUCUCACAGCAUCAUAUAUACUCCAGAAAAACUCAAUGAAGAUCUCAUCCAAGAGCAUCCAGAGUUGUAUAUUUUAAUGGAAAAUCAAGUGACACAGCUUUCUGAGGGAGUUCUUAUAUUUUCUAGAAGCUGGGCUGUUGAGGUCGGCUUGUCAGAAAACCAAGACAUAAUAUGUGAUGUUCUCCUAAUAGCCACAGGUAGACCACCUAUCCUCUAUACAAUCUGUAAGCGUCAUAUCUCAAAGGAUUUGUUUGAAUAUUCAAGACGCAUAGCCUGGAAGCUGAAGGAGAAAUUAGUCAACACUGGGGGCUAUAUUCACAAAUUGUGUGUAAUACCAAAGCUACUGACUUUGUCUCCCCAAACUAACUGUGGAGAAGAAUGCGAUCUGAAUAUUCAGGAAAUGUAUCCCCAAAACUACGGCCUAAUCAACAGUGUCAACCUGAAGGCCCUCUUGCAUGCUCUCACAGUAGCUCUGCUGACUUUCAAGUCCUUUUUAAGUGACCUCGUUGGUUUUGAGUUUUUGAACCUCUUAACCGUCAAACAAUACCAGCUGCUGUCAGAAAAUCUUCACAAAACUAAGAAGCUGUAUGUUUAUGGUCUACCAGGAACAGGAAAAACUAUAGUGGCCCUGAACAUCAUCCAGAAAAUAAGAACUAUGCUGCAGUGUACACAAGAGGAAGUUCUUUACAUAUGCGAGAACCAGCCUCUGAGAGAUUUUGUGCGGCAGAAAAAUAUUUGCCAAGCUGUGACAAGAGUAGCCUUUUUGAAGACAAGUUUUAGUGGUGUGAAGCACAUCAUAGUUGAUGAAGCACAGAAUUUCCAGGAUGGGGAAGGUGAUUGGUAUAAAAAAGCCUUGACUCUAACUUCAUCAGAACAUCUCCCUGAGCCUGGCUUUUUCUGGAUUUUCUUGGACUACUUACAGAAAAGUCACACCUUCAAAACCGGUCUUCCAGGAGCAGCACAGCACGAUCCUGUUGAGUCACUAACCAAAGUGGUUCGUAAUGCUAACAGGAUCUAUAGCUACCUAAAAGAAAAUAUGGAAAUGAUUGUAAAGGAUUCUACCCUAAAUAUUCCUAGCCAACGUUUGGAAAGCUUAUUACACAGAGCCACGUGUGCUCACACUGUGCAAGGUUGUGUUGAACAAGUAAGCAAACUAGGCACAAAUGGAAUAGCAAAGUAUGUGGUAGAACGUUGUUGUACAUAUCUUAAAAGGGGUUACUCUGAGAAAGAUAUUGCUGUUCUCUGCUACACAGAUGAAAUAGUAGGAAUAUACUCUAAAAGACUAGCAUUAGAAAUUGGGAAGUCAAAGUCAAAUAUAUCAUUUAAAAAAAUGGAUGGAAGUCUAAAGGACCAUGCUAUUCUUGACAGUAUCCGUCGUUUCUCUGGCUUAGAAAGAACCAUUGUGUUUGGUAUUAUUCCUUGUAGCUUUGCAUUUCACAGGGAAAUUUUAAGAAAUAUUUUGGUCUGUGUAGCAUCCAGAGCUAAUUUAAAUCUACACUUGAUAUUUGAGAACUGAGAACAGGUAACCACACAGGAUUCCAACAAGGCUCUAGGAAGUCGAUGGUUAUGUAUGUUUGAAAUCUAUUACUGUAUAUCUGAAGUAGAAGAAUUUCCCUUGUAAUGGCUGGUCCCCUCUAAAAGCCCAGACAUUCUUGGGAAUGUGUUUUAAAUCAAACGCAAGGUUUUAGUACUGCAGAGAAAGGAGUUGAAUGUCAGUAGAAUUACGUCAUUCCUUGAAGGCUCCUUUCAAGGACUUGCAAAACCUGACGCUCAGCUUUUGAGAGCAUGCAGGUGCAUUGCCAAGUGAGAGCCACUGUGGCAGGACAGGAAACUGGAAGACUUUCUGGCCUUCACCAGCUCACUCCCAUACUCACAGUACUGCUCAGAAAAGUUACCAAGCAGCAGAGGCAUUGGGUGUUCGAAGCCAUUCUUUCAAAAGACAGCCUCUAUUCAGCUAUUUAGGAAAGUAAAAACAGGAGUUUCUGUCCAUGUUUUAGCUAGGAAAUACAAAUAAAUGGCUUUUACAGAAGCAGUUUCCCCACUCAAUUUCAGCAACAGACAGUGUAGGUUAGAAGAACGCAGUUGCUCCAAAGAGGAGCAAAGUGGUAGAAGGAAAACUUUGCAUAAAACCACCCUUAGACACCAAUGCCAUUUUUUUGUCUUGAUUUCAGACAUGCUGGUUAGAUAAAAUUCUCUAUACACAGUUAGAUGCAAAAUACUUUUGACAGACAGAUCCAAAAUUCCUAAAACUGGGUAUCCAAAAUUUCAACCAAAGGCUGGCUGAAAACAAACCAUAUUGUUUUCCACCACAGAAUGACCUGUGGUUCAUUUGGUUUGGAAGAACAGUCUGAUAUCCUCCUAGUGCGAUUAUAAAGCACCGGUGAUAUAACCGAAUUGUGGUUACAGUAAGAAGAAGACAUUGUACACAGUUGGAAUCACCCUCCAAAUAAACUCGCCUCUAGAUUGUCAAACCUAUUAGCUUCAAAAUAGAAUUCUUUUUCCUUAAUCAACAUGCAAGGAAAGGCUAUCCGCCUGGUUCCUUUCAUAAUCCCCAGAUCUCAACUUUUAAAUCAUGACCUGAAUGUAAACAGUUUUAAUAAAGUUUAAUGUGAGUGAUGUAGUAUACUUCACAUUUGCUAGUAGCCAUGGUUAAUGAUUAUGCUAGUAGCUAUAGUUACCAUAUAGGAACAAUUGUGAGGUCUUGAAGCUUGGUCAAGCAGGAAGAACAAGGUUCAAUCUCCAAACCCUAGAAAAUAGGUAGAAUGCCCUGCACCAUGAAGAGGAUGCCUGGGGCUAUGUUGAGGAUGAGUUAUUUGACAGCCUGGCAAAGUGACUAUUCGAUUACUUAACUUCUCAAUGAAACUAAAUUUUGAGUGUCCUGAAAGUGAACUACCUUCAUUAUAAUACUAAAAACCACACCCACAGGUCUAAAAGACCCCUGCUCAGUUAAGACCCUUCCUCUGAGCAAGCAUAGUUGUAGAAGCAUUAUGUAAGCUGUAUUAUAAUAAGCUGUAUUAUAAUUGUAUGUUAAUCACUAACUAAACAGUAUCUAAUAGACAUGUUUGGAAAAGUACUAACCUCUGAUUUUUGUGUAUAAAAGAAGCAUGAAAACCUGCUGCUGGCCUGCUUGAUUUGUGGAAAAGUCCACUGAGCACCCAGGCCCGAAUAA
This is a messenger RNA of Athene cunicularia (burrowing owl), 4598 nucleotides long. RefSeq names its product schlafen family member 13-like. The coding region runs from base 195 to 2945 and encodes 916 amino acids. Lineage: Eukaryota; Metazoa; Chordata; Aves; Strigiformes; Strigidae. The record is from RefSeq and is a predicted model, not a curated record. The transcript has 5 exons.